This is a messenger RNA of Aspergillus sclerotioniger CBS 115572, 1570 nucleotides long. Its product is annotated as DUF3431 domain-containing protein. Lineage: Eukaryota; Fungi; Ascomycota; Eurotiomycetes; Eurotiales; Aspergillaceae. The record is from RefSeq and is a predicted model, not a curated record. The coding region runs from base 226 to 1269 and encodes 347 amino acids. The transcript is spliced from 3 exons.
CUUCCUCCGUACCUGGUAACGAAGCCCGGUGUGUUAAUUUGACCAACCAACCAACUAAACCCCUUCGUCGGAUCUUUCUUCCCACGUUGCCUGUUUCUGUCUCUGUCUCCCUUUCGCUUCUCCCUCUUUCUCACACACUCGCUCGUCCUCUCUUUCUCCCUUCUCUCCCCCCCUUCCACUCCCAAUUCGGUGUCUCAGCCUGGUCCCCGGCAGGCACGUUAUGAAAUGAGACUAUCCUACCGGAUUGGUGCGGCCGCACUUAUCAUCCUCGCCAUCAUCCUCAUCAAACGCCACCUCGACCUCGUCCAGGAUGAUGCGCGCGUCCAGUCUGGCUGGAGCUUCAGCUCUUUCUCUGCUGAAUCGGUUGCCGACACUAGCAGCAACAGCAACGGCAACGGCAACGUUAACAUCAACAAUGUGAACCCCGAUAGUGCCACCGACCCCAACACCGACCGGGUAUCAACUCCGAAGAGCUCGAAACCGAAACUCACUGGCAGCGACAUGACCAACAGCAAAGACUCCGAUUCAGUUUCGCGUCCGGUGUACGAAACCACCCCAAUCAUCGUCCCCAAUGAUCGCGUUAUCGUUAUGGCAAGAUUAUCCACCGAGGACACCAGCUGGGUGAGCACCGAUUUGAACGAAUGGCGCAACGUAAUCUACACCGUCGACGACAUCAACGCAUCCCGUCACACCCCCAAGAACAAGGGCCGCGAAGCCCUCGCCUACCUCCAAUACAUCGUCGACCAUUACCACGAUCUCCCCAGCACCAUCAUCUUCAUCCACAGCCACAAAGACGGCUGGCCCGGCGCCUGGCACACCGACACCAUGGCCUACAGCAACGUGGAUUCCAUCCGUGCACUUCAAACCGACUUCGUCCAACGCAAUGGCUACGUCAACCUUCGCUGCCAGCAGAGCCCCGGUUGUCCGGAUGAGAUUCGUCCGUUCCGUGACCCCCCGCAGUUUGGACGCACGACGGAGCGCGUCUACGCGCAGUCGUGGAUCGAAUUAUUCAACAAUACCGAUGUACCGGAGGUGGUUGGUGUUGCGUGUUGUUCGCAAUUUGCGGUGUCCAAGGAGCAGGUGCUCAAACGGCCGUUGGACCAUUACCAGUGGUUUUACGAUUGGGUGUUGAAUACGGGGUUGUCGGAUGAUUUGGCCGCUCAUGUGAUGGAGUAUAGUUGGCAUAUUAUUUUUGGUCAGGAGGCAGUUUACUGCCCCGACGCCUACCAAUGCUACCAGGAUGUCUACGGAAAUCCUUAUUUCUGGUGAUUCUUCUGUACAGAAUACCCCUUUUGUUCUACUCUUUUUUUCUUUUUCUUGUUUCUCUACCCUUCUAUCUUGUAAUCUCUUGCUCAAUCUGGUUUUGCAUCUGACGACUCACGUACGUAAACCUUGGUUGAUCUGCUUUUCUUUUCUCCGGCUUCGAGGUGUUGACUGUACAUGAUUGGGAAUUUGGUUAAAAGUCGUCAUUGAGCAACAAUAUAUACUUAUGAAAGAAAUUUAUUCUAUUUACCUUUUUUUGGGUACUGAGCUGAUGCAGGGUUUAGAUCAUAUACGGAAGGAAUUUUGU